This is a messenger RNA of Rhea pennata, 6985 nucleotides long. It is a transcript of the gene CMTR2, whose product is annotated as cap methyltransferase 2. The transcript has 2 exons. Gene Ontology annotation, cellular component: nucleus; cytoplasm. Gene Ontology annotation, molecular function: methyltransferase cap1 activity. The record is from RefSeq and is a predicted model, not a curated record. Gene Ontology annotation, biological process: 7-methylguanosine mRNA capping. Bases 408 to 2702 code for a protein of 764 amino acids. NCBI's taxonomy places the organism in Eukaryota, Metazoa, Chordata, Aves, Rheiformes, Rheidae.
GGCAGGAGGCGGCCGUGCGGCUCGUUCGGGGCUGUGCAGCCGCGAGCGGUUAUUCAAACACCGCGUUUACACCGCUGUUCCGAAAGGACAGAAAACGGCCCGGGGGCAGCGCUCCCCUCCGCGGGAAGGGCUGCAAAGCCGCCCCCCUCCCCUCCUUCCCCCCAUUUUCGCACGCUGUGGGGAAUUCAAGGCCGAAAAAUGGCCUCCGAAGGGAAAGUGAAACUAGCUGAUCCCGCCUUCGUGGCAAGGCGGUCGCACCGGGGGAACGGGGUGAAGCGCCUCACGCCUGGCCUGAAGCUUCGCCCGUGCGGGCUUGACCACAGCUGCCCCGCAGCGCGGCCGGCGGCGAGAGGAGACGGCGGCGGCAGCGGGCCUGUGGCCUUAGCUGGUUGUGAAUCGAUCCAAGAAUGAACAAAUGUAAGAAGCCUUGUGUUGACCAGGCUCCAAAUCUUGAAAAGUUUAGUCCUGAUAUUCUUGCUGAAAUUGAGAAGCUCUUUGCAAAGAAGUUUUCUUACACUAAACCUGUGAAUAAUGAAUGGCAGCUCCCGGAUCCUAGUGAUGCUUUUAGCUGUGAUCACAAGGAAUUCAACUCACUCCUUGCUCUGAAGGAUUCAAUGAAUGAAAUCAAGAAUCAACUGAGUGAUAAGAACUUGGAUGAAUGGCAUCAGCAUACCUCAUUUACUAAUAAAGCAGGGAAAAUAAUUCCUCAUGUGAAGAAAUCUGUGAAUGCUGAGCUGUGUACCCAGGCUUGGUGCAAGUUUCACGAGAUCCUGUGCAGCUUCCCUCUUCUCCCUGAAGAAGCUCUUCAGGAUGGAGAAUUGAAUUCUGUCCACCUCUGUGAAGCACCUGGAGCUUUUAUAGCCAGUCUCAAUCACUACCUGAAAUCUCAUCACAUCCCUUGUGAUUGGAAUUGGGUAGCUAAUACUCUAAACCCAUACCAUGAAGCAAAUGACACCCUUGUGAUGAUUAUGGAUGACCGUCUUAUUGCGAAUACCCUGCCCUGGUGGUACUUUGGCCCAGAUAACACUGGUGAUGUGAUGACAUUGAAACAUCUAACAGGACUUCAGCACUUCAUAAAUAAUAUGGCCACAGUUCACUUGGUAACUGCUGAUGGCAGUUUUGAUUGCCAGGGAAAUCCAGGUGAACAGGAAGCUCUCGUUUCACCUCUGCUCUACUGUGAAACAGUCACUGCUUUAAUGAUCCUGAGCACUGGAGGAUCCUUUGUUUUGAAGAUGUUCACGUUGUUUGAACACCGUUCUGCCAAUCUACUCUUUCUCCUAAACUGUUGUUUUGAGGAGGUCCAUGUCUUUAAGCCAGCCACUAGCAAAGCUGGAAACUCAGAGGCCUAUGUGAUUUGUCUUCGUUAUUUGGGCAGUGAGAGCAUUCACCUGCUGCUUUCUAAGAUGAUACAGAACUUCGGAACGGAAAUGGUCAACAAAGCACUUUUCCCCCAGCAUAUGAUGCCAGAAUCUUUUCUUAAAAUACAUGAAGAAUGUUGCACAUUCUUCCACAAGUGCCAAGUAGAGACUAUCUCUGAGAACAUCCGACUCUUUAAAUGUAUGGAAGAAGCAGAGCAGACAAAACUGAACAACCUAAGAGAUUGUGCAGUAGAGUUCUUUAUGCAAAGAUAUUGCAUGAAACCUAUUGCCAGAAAUAACUGGCUGGUGAAGAAACCACAGGUUGGUUGUGGCAUGAAUGCAAAAUGGUUUGGGCAAAGGAACAAAUAUUUUAGUACAUACAAUGAAAGGAAGAUGCUGGAAACCCUUACAUGGAAUGAUAAAAUGGCAAAGGGCUAUUUUAAUCACUGGGCUGAAGAGCACAGCUUAAAUAAUGCCAGUAAACUGUGCAUUUUGGAAGGAUCAUCUUCUAAUCUUGAAUGUAGCUUGUGGUACAUUUUGGAAGGAAAGAGACUACCAAUGGUAAAUUGUUCUCCAUUUUGUGAUGGUCAAGUCUUAAAAAACCUUAAUGAAGCGAUGAGAGAAUGGGUAGGGGGCAGGCUGAAAAGCAGAGAGAUGCUGGAGCCUUGUCCUUCUUGUGAGGUUCUUUCAGGGGAACUGAUACUGGCAGAAUUGUCCCGUCUUACCAGGUGUCACCAGGAGGUCCCGAACGCAAGUUGUAGCGACCAGUUCAAGUGCCUUGUGGCGGACUUUCCAUCCCUUUGUGAUACCAAAAGCCAACUCGGUAUGGAAAUAAAGCUCCUAGACUCUGCCCCACUGCUGACAUUUAGCUUCUCUUUGUUUUACGAUGGAGAACCAAAAUACCAGCAGCAGCUUUUGGAGUGUGUUCUGCAUUCACUAAAUCAACUUAAGAUUGGAGAUGCAUUGAUUCUGCCUAUUCUUUCUUGUUUUACACGCUUCACAGCUGGCCUCAUCUUUAUACUGCAUUGCUGUUUCAGAUGCAUCACAUUUGCUUGUCCAGCUUCCCCCGAGCCACUGAAGACCUGUGCUGUUUUGCUGUGCAUUGGUUACCAGGGCCUCCCAAAUCCAGUUGCUGAAUAUCUGCACCAUCUGAAUAAGCUGAUGAGCUCUUUGCUUGACUCGGACUCUCCCCAGCAGGUUUUGCAGUUUGUGCCAAUGGAGGCUCUCCUCCAGGGCAAACUGUUGGAGUUUUUAUGGGAUUUGAACAUAGUCAUUGCAAAGAGACAACUCCACUUGAUUGUGCAAGCUGAGCAGCAGCAAGUGACUAGCAAUAUCUCAUUUUAAAAUAAUUCUAGGGUAGAGCAAGUUUCUGCUCUUAGAGCUUAUUUCACAGGCAGGAAGGAGUUGUUAGAAACACUGCUGUGGGGCUGUAAUGUCACUGUAAAACCUUGGUGUGGCAUUUACAUUUUUGGGAUGCCAUUUUGAGCUGCCAGGCUUUGUGGAAACCAAAACACAGUGUUUGGGCCAAAAUGCUUGGCAGCGUUCAAGUUUAAUGGAAGAUGUAAGGGGAAAAAGUGUCUUGUGAGCAAGCAGUUGACUCGCAGAUGUUAGGUUAAAAUUGACUGCCUUUAAGCAGUGGCAAGAGUCCAGGGAAAGAUGCUCUUUGGUUUUAAUUUUGUGUAUGCUGUAUGAUUUUUGACAGGUCAUUUUGUGACCUUGUUCCCCACCACCACCCCAAAAUCAAUGAAUGGGUCAUAACUUUAUGUGGUUUAUGGGAUCUUUCUUAAAUCGUGGCACCUGAGUGAAAGUGAGAUUUGCAUUUGUCUAGUGGUAGCAGCUAUUAAUAAGGAUGUGCAAAUGUUUUUCAGAUUAGAAACAUGAUUAUGUGCAGAUUUGUCUGCCAAAAAUGCUUUGAGGAGCAGCACUGGAGGAGCAUUAAGCUGAAAAAAUACAUGAUACUUUCUUUAGAAAAUUGUAGUUAAGUUCCUCUUAGAGAUGAAAAUGAGGAUAUUAAGUAACUGAUGCUGUUCCUUUAAGGGAAUCAAGUUUUAUUUUUCAUCUUGCUUGUAUAAGAGCUAAAUUUUGAGACCUAACUUCUGUGUAUUAACAUUUGAGUUUUAAGUUUGUAGUUCACAUGGGAAAACCUGCUCAGAGGGAGAAAUGGCGUUUAAAGGAGAAAUGGCUCUACCGUUGAUGUGUGCAAGAUCUCUCGGAAAAAGGUUGAAAGAGUGCAGUUAGUAAGAAGGAAAAUAUAGUCUCCUGAUUAAUUACCAGUCACCUUCUGGAAGCACUUCUAAUUACAUAAUGUAGGAGCUUGAAGGAUAAUUGAUUACUGGUGAGGACUAAAAGCAGUGUUGAAAAACUGUUUUGUCUGGAGGUGCUGCACAUUUAAUAGGCUUUCUUGCCGCGUUGAUCGGGGCAGAAUUUAAUGCAUUUAACAGUUCAUUUUUUAUUUAAGGAUUUGAUAGGUGAGUGAGCUUGUGGCUCAAGUCUGACUAAUUCAUAACAUUUUCUAAAGAUCUUGUUUUUUACAGUUGCACGUAAAUAGAAGUAGAGAAAUCUGCCCAACAAAAGCUUCUGGGACUGGUCAUUGUCCGUUUUAAUUUAUUUAAAUAUAUAUAUAUAUUUUUCUGGGAGCUGAGUCAUGUCUCCUCCUGAUCAGGAAGAUUGUGAUAUUGGGCAGUAAUAGCUUCUUCUGUACAUUGUUAUUGAACCUCCAAACUCAAGAGUGCAAGCAGGGCCACAGAUAAAUUUUGCUGAGGAAUAAAAAGGAAACGACGAUUACUAAAAUAGGAAGAGAGAAGAAAUAUUUUAGAGGAAGAAUGGAUGACAGGACCAUAUCAAAGACCACCUGUAAAAGCUGCCUUUUCCUGAGACAGAAAGCAUGAUAAAGGUGUUGUCCACCAAAGACACCCUCACCUCUGCCACUGUUCCAGAGGUGAUUAAUGUUCUGGGAACUCCUGCUGAGUUGAAGCAUUUUAAAAGACUUAAAGCAGAGGUCUGAGGAGAGAGAAGGCCCUCAUCCAGUAGAUAAACAUAGUAAGUUAUUUUUUCUCACUAAUGUUAGUCUGAUCUUUUUUUUUUUAACUAUUGUCUUUAUAGGAAAAGUAAAACUUUGAGGAGACUCUCAGACUGAGAGAAAAUGCAUUUAUUUUUUCAAGUUUUCCUGUCUGCUCUGUACAUCAGACAAUCUCUGCAGACUUCCUUGAGUUGCCUUCCCAUCCCAAUAUCAUCAGGCAGUCUUUGUGUUCUCCUAAAUUUUUAGGGGAAAGCAUUAUAAAUGGCUCCAAAACUUCCAGCCAAGUUAGGAAUGUGUACUUCAAGAUACGCUAGACCGUCAUAGUCACUCAGCCAGGAGAGAAACACAGUCUCUUUGGUUAGGAAGCACGAAAAAGGUGCUUGCACGCUCUCCUAUGAAAAACCAGAUCCCUUAUAAACGAAGACACUCAGUAUGGUGGGGAUCCUGAUGUCCAGUUUGCUUUGAAGGCUUUUUUUGUUCCUUGCCAGAUGUUGGGAGAUGACAGGAAAAAUCCUUUGAGAGCAGCUGUCUGUUCUGCUAAAAAGGAAGGAUGUGGCUUGUUUAUUUAUUUUUCUUUUUUCUUUUGGGUUCAGUUCUCAGUGUCAGGAGUUCCAAAGUUGGGAAUGAUCCUAGUCCUUUUAGUUGUGAAAGUCCUUCGUUGGCAUAGCUGUUUCUAGACCAAAGACUUUUUUCAAGGAAAAAAACAAUUUCUGUUGCGACUUCUGGAAUAUGCAAAAAUGCAAAGGAAGAAUGCAGUAACCUUUUUGGAGAGGGUCUCAUGGCAUCUGCUUUUGAUGAUGCUGUCAAUUUAUUUGGGCAAUUUUUAUUUGAUUUGGGAUGAGACCUGAUAGCGUGUCUCGGGAUCCUGGCUUUUUUUAACUUGUUCUUUUUUAACCUGUUUGAAGAUGUAGUGAAUACUGGCUUUCAUACUUAGGAUCUUGAAGUUUCAAGCAGGGAAAGGGGCAGCAAAAAGAAUAAAUUGGUUAUGAUGUGAUCAAGAAAUAUGCCAACUUGAGGAAAAUUUGGUUUGUGCAGUGACCAUGUUUCCGAUGAAGAAUGGGUUUUUAGACGCUGUGAUAGCUAUGAGCUCCAUUUUUUUCUGAGGCUUUUUGGAUCUUUUCUUCUAAGCCAGCAUAAUAUUUUGGAAUAAGUAGUCACAUGAGAAUUAAAUAACUUGGGUUCUCCAUUAAGUGAAAGUACUGAUUUUUAGUUGAGUACGUUAAAGUUCAGAAAUGUGCUACUUAACUUUACUGAUUUUAUAUUUUAUUUAAGUGCACUUAGAUGUGCACAGCUUGUAAGUGUGUUUGCCACUGGUUUUCCAAUUUAAUUUCUACAAGGCAUAAUGAGAUUUGUAGUAUGAAAUCCAGUAGUCUGUAAAAUGGUGCUAAUUUGUGUCUGUUCAUCUUGAUUUAAGCUGUUUCUGUCAAAUUACUGGUUGUAGAAAGUAUAUAUGUUAGCAGAAUUGUCUAUUAGAAAAACUAUUUGAGAUUUAAGGGAAGGGCUCAGUAUUGGACAGCUGGAAAAGGGGGAGGAACCCCAUGAUUUCUGGCCACUUAGCUGGGUAAAUUAGGAUGUGGAAUAUUCUUGAAUCUCUGAUCUACUGGAAGCAAAGGUGGACCAAUAAGCUGUAGCCUCAGAUCCUUGUAAUCCUGUUAUCCUUCCUAAAAAUCUGUCUUUUGACAUAUUACUAUUUAUUUUAUAGAUGACUUAUAGCAUGUCAAUUCUUAAAGGUGAAGAGGGGGAAGUCCUGUGGAAUUUGUCUUGGUUUUGGUGGAACUGAAUUAUUUUGUUUGUCAGUACUAGUUGUCCUGGUUUCUGACUUUGAACAAGAGCCUUCCAAGUUGCUGCUUGUGCUCUUUGAAAAUCUUGUGGGUUUCUUUAAUGCAUUAGUGAGUGAAGACAGGGAAAUUGGUUUUUUUACAAAGUUUGAUGAUGGUUUCUCAAUCUCAUUCUUGCAGCUACUUCUGGAAGUGCCAUGCUGAUGUCCUUAGCCUCAGUUCUUUGUGCGUUUACUUCAGUUGACACAAAGAUCCAAUGGAGUUAGUUACCUGUUUGGGUCAAAAAUGCUUUCAGCCCGUGGCUGUUCAUCGGUUACCUUUUAGGCAACAAUUUGGAUUGCCAUCAAAUCCUUGUAUGUGACUUCUUGUGAUUCCAAAACUGAUUCCAUGUCUUAAGAGAAAUUUGUUGUAAGAGUUAACAGAUGGCUGCAGACACUUCUGCUUGCAACAAGCAGAACCUUGAAGUAGCAUUUAAGUGCAGGAAGCUCUUCCUUGCUCAUAGAGGCUAAUUUAACUUGCUGUUGACUGGAUUUGCUAGCCUUUCCUUGCCAGAACAGCUGAAAAAGGCACGACCACCUGAGCAAAUGCAGUUGUGUGCUGCCUUUCUUGUACACACAGAUAUAGCCAUGCUUACGCUUGUAGAAACCCCCAGGAUUGUGCUGUUGUGAAGGGUUUGUUUUAUAACUAAUCAAUGUAUGCUUUUGUUCUGAAGGAUGUAUGUAUUUUGUUUAAGUACAUUAAGGGAUGUUGAUUUACAUAGCUAUUGUGUCUUUUCAUUUGAUCUGCAAAUGAGUGUUAAGACCUUUUUAAAAGAAAGGAAAAAUGAUUUA